This is a messenger RNA of Pelobates fuscus (common spadefoot toad), 1731 nucleotides long. It is a transcript of the gene DUSP11, whose product is annotated as dual specificity phosphatase 11. The record is from RefSeq and is a predicted model, not a curated record. Gene Ontology annotation, biological process: protein dephosphorylation. The transcript has 11 exons. NCBI's taxonomy places the organism in Eukaryota, Metazoa, Chordata, Amphibia, Anura, Pelobatidae. Gene Ontology annotation, molecular function: protein tyrosine/serine/threonine phosphatase activity; polynucleotide 5'-phosphatase activity. Bases 124 to 1245 code for a protein of 373 amino acids.
CACACCGCCAGCUAUGCCUUUCCUGCGUCAUCAACUCGCGCCGGAGCGGUGGCGGAAGUGACGUCACGAGGCCGGUGCGCUGUCUGGAACGUGGCUAGUUCCUGUUGCAAUGGGUGCAGUGUGAUGGUGGUGUGGGCACUUCAAGCUCUCCUCUGCCGGUUACCCAGAGUGCUACAUCCUGCACAGCUUCACCUUGCAGCUUUGAGAAUGGGCAAGAACCAUGUGCCGGAAAGAUGGACUGAUUAUAUUCCAGUUGGCAAACGUAUCCCAGGAACGCGGUUUGUUGCUUUCAAAGUUCCUUUAAAAAAGCUCUAUGAGAACAAACUUUCAUCAAAGCAACAGUUUUCAACAUCAGACCUUGUUGAAGAAAUUAAAAGACAGAACGAGGAACUUGGACUAAUCGUGGAUUUGACGUGUACAACAAGGUACUACAGGCCAGAGGAGUUGCCUAAAUCACUCUGUUACACAAAACUGUUUACAGCUGGCCAUGAAGUACCAAGUGAUGAUGUUAUUUAUCAGUUCAAAUGUAUUGUGGAUAAGUUUCUUAGUGAGAACUCUGGAAAUGACAAACUUAUCGGUGUACAUUGCACACAUGGAUUGAAUCGGACUGGCUACUUGGUGUGUAGAUAUCUUAUUGAUGUGUUGGGAAUGGUGCCUGCUGAUGCAAUAGAAAAAUUUAACCUAAGCCGCGGUCAUUGCAUGGAACGCAAAAAUUACCUUGACGACCUGAUGUAUGGGAAAAUGAGAAGUAACAAGAGAUUAAGUAGAGGAAGCAUGCCUAUAGCCAGACACCAGAAUCCCUUACCAAAGAAUUAUGGAGCGGUUCCUGCAUGCACUCUUCCUCCACGAGGUCAUUUUAGACAUACCAGUAGCAAGAAAUUAAGUAGAGGAAGCAUGCCUGUAGCCAGACACCAGAAUCCCUUACCAAAGCAAAACGCAGCGUAUCCUGCAUGCACUCUUCCUCCACGAGGUCAUGUUAGACAUACCAGAGUGACACCUGUACCUCCAUACCCACCGAUGCAGGCUAUGCAAACACCACAGUUUCCACAUGUGGUAGAUAAUCCUUACAUGCAAUCCAGAGGAGGUGGCAGACACAGAUACCCAUAUGGAAGACCCGGCUCACAUAAUUUUGGCAAAAGGAAACCUACCAAUACUGCCUCUGGGCCUGCUCAGAAUCAGUCAGGACGCGGACAUCCUUACAGACAGCACCAAGCACCUAACUGGCAUAGACCUGUAAAUUACUGACCAUAACAGUUGACGUGUGAAGAAUCCGUUGCUUCUUUUAAUUAAAUGCAACUUACUUUUACUUACAAACUUAUUACACUUUUAGAAGAAGAAAAAAAUACUGUGGAGAACUGACUGGAAAGACUUUAUAACUAAUGGGAGUUUGGCUUACAUGCUGUGUGCCAAACAGCCUAGCAAAUCCAGUUGCUGCACAUGUAAAGUUACAUCUCGGGGGACCUGUCCACAUAAGUGAGCUUAUUGCCCGCAUAUGAACAGUGACAUAAGAAAACAUUUUUUUGUUUGUUUAUUUUCCCCUUUACAUUUAGUUCAAAUUCAUGUUAAAUGCUGCAUAUAAAAGUUGGCGAUUUUUACUUGUCACCAAGUAAUGCCUUGUUAGUUCCUUCCUAUAUCAGCUAUUCACAGAUGAUUUUCUCUGGAACAUGGCACUGCCAAAGUAAGAGUCCACUCAAGUUGCAUUUGGGAUCAGAUUAAAUCAUACUAAAGGUU